CGUUGUUUUUGUUUUUUUUCUUCUUUCUUCACCUCAAUAAGAAAACGGCGAUAACAGAAUGUUUGGGCCAUUCGAAUAUCUUCCUCAUUACCUACCGCCACCCUCAGAGAAGCCUUUUCACCGUUACCGUUAUCAACCUUAUCAGCGUAAAAGGCCCUUUUUUUGCUUAUGUAUUCCAUCUAGAUUUGGUCUUCCUCUAUUGCUUUUGAUAUGGAUUAUUACCAGUUUUUUCUUUGCGAUUUAUUCAUUUCUCAACAAAAGUGCCUUCUUUUCUACAGUACCAAACAGGAUUAUGCUGAAUGUUUUUGGUACUUUGAAUUUGCUAAGCGCUUUAACAUGCUUUUACGGAUUUUACGUAGUAUAUCAUAAGCAACGCCAAUCAGGCAUUAACAAGUACCAAAGAUACGUUAAAAUUACUGCUGUUUUCAAUUCAAUGGUGAUUAUUGAUGCUGCUAUCAAUUGCAUCCUCUUUGGCAUUGAUAAAGACGAUUUUGUGCAGCAAUGUGAAGUCAGCGCGGCAGCGAAUAUAAUGCUUCAUUUUUCACAAAAUAAUAUUACCAGCGUGGUUGUGGAAGAAAUUAUGACAAAGUCCAGCAACCUAUUUAAUUGUUCUCAACUGUUUGAAAUAGAAUUAGGGUGGUCCAUAGGUUUGUUGACAGUGAUAGCAAUCUUUUAUGUCUGGUGGACCAUUUUCCUCUUCAGAGAUUUACGAUACCACUUUAUGGAACCCCAAAAGAUGAUAGGUGUCCCACCUGCGAUGGCCCCUUACCUUUAUAAUUCAGUACUAUUUCGUUCUCCAAUGGUGGAGACACCAAAUUUAGGCGGUGGACCUGCUGGUCUUGCCGCUGCUAGAGCUUUACGAAACGAAAAUGCUUUCGCUACCAUUACCAUUUUCGAACGAAAUGAACACAAUGGCGGUACCUGGUAUUACACGCCAGAAACAAAUGAUGCACCACCUUUUCCUUCCACCAAUGCUCUCGAGGUGGAUAGGACAUUACAAGCAGACCGGGUUAACUCACCGAUGUAUGCUCAUCUUCAUACCAAUCUGCCAAAAUCAGUUAUGUGUUUCCAGGACUUUCCCUUCUCCACAGAAACACCCGAUUUUCCCUCUCACAAAGACGUCUUCCAAUAUCUUGAAAGUAUGGCAGUGAAAGAAGACUUGAAGUCUUACGUACGCUUCUCAACUAUGGUAGAAAAAGUUGAGUGUAAGAACAAUGCGUGGUACGUGUCCGUAGCUACGACAAAUAAUGAUAACAAGAAGUAUACAGAAAAAUUUGAUGCUGUGGUAGUUGCUACUGGUCAUUACAGUGUUCCUUAUAUUCCGGACUUCCCAGGUCUAGACAAAUUGAAUGAGAAUAAACGCAUCCAGCUUCUUCAUUCGAGAGACUACCGUGAGCCAACCAUUUACAAAGACAAGGAUAAAAAUAGUUUGACAUACUUGAAGACAAUUCUUGUUAUAGGUGGCGGCUCAUCUGCCAUUGAUAUAGCGAGAGAACUUUCAACUGUUGGCAGAAAAGUAUACCAAAGUAUUCGUACAGAAACUGAACUUUACCGGCAAACCAAACCGAAGGAUGUUAUCCGAGUGAACCAAGUAGAACGUUUUGUUCAUGAUGACGAGACUAACACCUCUUGUAUAGAACUGGCCAAUGGUGACAUACUAACUGGCAUUGAUUUGGUUAUUUUCGGCACUGGGUAUUUGUACAGCUUUCCCUUUCUGCCUUUCCAAAAAGACAACCUGAUCAAAACGGGGCAAAAAGUUUUCCAUUUGGAUCACUACAUGUUCUAUCAUCAAGAUCCAAGCUUGUGCUUCUUGGGUUUGCCUAUCAGAAUUGUUCCUUUCCCUUUAAUUCAACGGCAAGCCAUUGUAAUGGCAAGAUAUUGGUGCAAAAAAAUACCUAUGUUACCUUAUUCAAUCUCUAAAAAAGAUGACCUUGCUGAUGACGACAGAGAAGAGCGAGCUGAUUUUAUCUUGGGACUCGAAAAAGAGUUUGACUAUAAUCAUCGUUUGGGCGCUUGGGCUGAAGGUUGGGUUGAGAAAAACAUAGAUGGAUGGCAAUCAACCAAUCGUCUUACUGGUCGUUUAAGUGAGCAAUGGAAGGAGAACAGAAAAAACGCAUUACUCCUUCGUAAGCAAUACUUGGGGUAUUAG
Messenger RNA from Mycotypha africana, 2149 nucleotides. RefSeq lists its product as uncharacterized. The record is from RefSeq and is a predicted model, not a curated record. The transcript is spliced from 8 exons. The coding region runs from base 59 to 2149 and encodes 696 amino acids. Lineage: Eukaryota; Fungi; Mucoromycota; Mucoromycetes; Mucorales; Mycotyphaceae. Gene Ontology annotation, molecular function: NADP binding; N,N-dimethylaniline monooxygenase activity; flavin adenine dinucleotide binding.